CCUCCUCACUUUUCUCUCUCCUCAAUGGAUCCCUCUCCUCUCUCGAUUUGCGUAGCCACCUUAGCUCUCCUAACCUCUCUCUACAUCUUCAAACGCUUGAGUGUAAGAUUACCACCCGGCCCGAGGCCUUGGCCCGUUGUUGGAAACCUCUACCAGAUAAAGCCCGUCAGGUUCCGAUGCUUCGCUGAAUGGGCCGAAAGUUACGGCCCAAUUAUGUCGGUUUGGUUCGGCACGACUCUGAACGUCGUCGUGUCCAGCUCUGAUUUGGCCAGAGAGGUGCUCAAGGAGAAGGACCAGGCCUUAGCUGACCGACCCAGGAACAGGGCCUCGGCCCGGUUCAGUAGGAAUGGACAGGAUCUCAUUUGGGCGGAUUAUGGGCCUCAUUAUGUGAAAGUGAGGAAAGUGUGUAAUUUGGAGCUAUUUUCGCCUAAGAGGCUUGAGGCUUUGAGGCCGAUCAGGGAGGAUGAGGUCACUGCUAUGGUUCAGUCUAUAUUUAAGGAUUGCACCCGACCAGAUAAAAUUGGGAAGAGUUUGGUGGUGAGAAAUCACCUGUCAAGUGUGGCCUUUAACAACAUUACAAGGCUUGCAUUUGGAAAGCGCUUUGUGAAUGAAGAAGGUGUGAUGGAUGAACAAGGCUUGGAAUUCAAGGGCAUUGUGGCCAAUGGCUUGAAAUUUGGUGCAUCACUCUCACUCGGAGAGUAUGUGUCAUGGCUGAGAUGGAUGUUCCCUUUGGAUGAAGAGGCCUUCGCCAAGCAUGGUGCUCGCAGGGAUCGUCUCACUAGAGCCAUUAUGGAUGAGCACACGCGUGCUCGCAAGGAGAGUGGCGCGAGACAACACUUUGUUGAUGCAUUGUUAACUCUUCAGGAAAAGUAUGAUCUUAGUGAAGAUUCCAUUAUUGGACUACUUUGGGAUAUGAUAACUGCUGGAAUGGACACAACAGUCAUCACCGUGGAAUGGGCCAUGGCCGAGUUGGUCAAGAACCCAAGAGUCCAACAAAAGGUGCAAGAAGAACUCGACCGCGUCGUUGGCGUCGACCGCAUCAUGACAGAAGCCGACUUUGCCAACCUUCCCUACCUCCAAUGCGUUGUUAAGGAGGCCCUCCGCCUCCACCCACCCACACCCCUCAUGCUUCCCCACAAGGCCACCGCCAACAUCAAGAUCGGAGGGUACGACAUCCCCAAGGGAUCGGUUGUGCACGUCAAUGUGUGGGCCAUUGCCCGUGACCCGCAUGUGUGGAAGAACCCGUUAGAGUUCCGACCAGAGCGGUUUGAGGAGGAGAAUAUCGACAUCAAGGGGAACGAUUUUCGCGUGUUGCCCUUCGGAGCAGGGCGAAGGGUCUGCCCCGGUGCGCAAUUGGGUAUCAACUUGGUGGAGUCGAUGUUGGGCCAUUUGUUGCACCAUUUCAAGUGGGAGUUGUCUGAAGGAGUGACGCCAGAGGAGAUCGACAUGACAGAGAAUCCGGGGAUGGUUACAUUCAUGCAUACACCGUUGCAGGCAGUUGCAGUUCCUAGGCUGCCGUCGCAUUUGUACAACCGCGUGGCUGUUGAUAUGUGAAAGAGCGGUGCUAGUGUCAUAUAAACUCUGCACUGGAAGUAGUUUGUGUUGUUUUCGGACUCUUGAUUCAAUUUCUGACAUGUGAACCUACGUAUAUAUGUGAAUUCAUAAACAAUGCUGUAAUUUUGGUA
Messenger RNA from Asparagus officinalis (garden asparagus), 1685 nucleotides. RefSeq names its product cytochrome P450 98A2. The transcript is spliced from 3 exons. Lineage: Eukaryota; Viridiplantae; Streptophyta; Magnoliopsida; Asparagales; Asparagaceae. Gene Ontology annotation, molecular function: oxidoreductase activity, acting on paired donors, with incorporation or reduction of molecular oxygen; heme binding; monooxygenase activity. The record is from RefSeq and is a predicted model, not a curated record. The coding region runs from base 25 to 1554 and encodes 509 amino acids.